AUGUGGAAGCCCAAAGGAAGUUUGGACCUGAUUGCGCUGGACAAUGACUACUUCCUUGUGCGGAUUGGAUCAAUCGAGGACAUGAAGUUUGCGAUGUACGAGGGCCCAUGGAUGGUUUUAGAUCAUUAUUUGAUCGUGAAGCCUUGGGAACCGGAUUUUGAUCCAAUGAACGAUACCACAGAGAAACUGCUUGUCUGGGUAAGAAUUCCAUGUAUACCUGUGGAGUAUUAUGAUCUUAUUUUUCUUAAGAAACUCGGGAAUCGCAUUAGAAGGACAGUCCGAGACGACCAAGCCACCAGCCUUGUUUCCCGUGGGAAGUUUACUCGGAUAUGUAUCGAGAUUGAUAUGAGAAAGCCUUUGAUUUCAAAGUUCACGUACAAGGAGAAGGUAAGGCAAGUGGCGUAUGAAGGCAUACACCUGGUAUGUUUCUCUUGUGGUCUUUAUGGACAUGCAAAGGAUGCAUGCCCUUUGCGUCGUAAGCCGACAGCUGAGCAAGGCGACGGCUUGGCGGUUGCAGAGGCAACUCCAAUUGCAGCCGACGGCGAGCAGGUUUCCACUACGACGAAGGAGGCUGCGGAUCCUACGAUCCCUUUUGGGGUUUGA
Ipomoea nil (Japanese morning glory) is the source of this 603-nucleotide messenger RNA. RefSeq lists its product as uncharacterized. Lineage: Eukaryota; Viridiplantae; Streptophyta; Magnoliopsida; Solanales; Convolvulaceae. The record is from RefSeq and is a predicted model, not a curated record. Gene Ontology annotation, molecular function: nucleic acid binding; zinc ion binding. The transcript has a single exon. The coding region runs from base 1 to 603 and encodes 200 amino acids.